Molecule: messenger RNA, 4126 nt
Organism: Pomacea canaliculata
Lineage: Eukaryota; Metazoa; Mollusca; Gastropoda; Architaenioglossa; Ampullariidae
Product: multidrug resistance-associated protein 1-like
Biological process (GO): transmembrane transport
Cellular component (GO): membrane
Molecular function (GO): ATP binding; ATP hydrolysis activity; ABC-type transporter activity
Source: RefSeq, a predicted model, not a curated record
UAGAGAUCCUCUAUGGAAUUCCAGUUUUUACUAUUACAACGGUUGGCCACGUCUGACAGACUGCUUCCUCAACACGGUGCUGGUGUGGGUGCCAUGUGCUUUCUUGUGGUGCCCUCUGCCCUUCUACCUGCUGGUGCUGGCCAGGAAAGGGGAAGUCACUCCACUUCACGUCACCUGGUUGAACUCGGCCAAGACGUGUUUCAGCAUGGUGUUGAGCAUGGUGGCGCUGGUGUCGUUGAUACAAAACUUCAAACUGUUGACGGAUAGAGGCAGUGACGUGCUUCCGGUGGUCAUCUACCUGGCCAGCUGCCUGCGGCUGGUGUCGUAUUUGUGUACAGCAUUCCUUACACAGUAUGAACGACGACGACAUGUCAUCACUUCCGGUUUACAGUUUGUCUUCUGGAGCUUGUUGAUGUUAUGCGACGUCUUCAAUUUAUACACGGCCAUCAUUGAAGAGGAUUAUAACGACGACAUCCUGAAAUUUGUUUUGCUUUGUGUGACCGUCGCCAUAGAGAGCAUCCAGACAAUCCUGUUCUGCUUCUCGGAAGCUUUUAAGGAAACUCAGACUGGAUAUCAGCAACAGCAGAAGCGUCCAUGUCCAGAGGUCACUGCGUCCUUUCCCAACCUGAUGCUGUUUACAUGGAUGACAAAGUACAUCUACCUUGGGUGGCAAAGAGACCUUACGGAGGCUGACCUCUUUGACCUCAACCCACGAGACAGCAGUGACGUCCUUGUCCCGUCCUUUGAACGAGAGUGGGAGUUGGAGAGAGAAAGAUUUAGGAACGAACAACGUGGUAAGCCAGGGAACGGCACCAACACCGACUCCGCUAUCACAUCACUUCAACUUCCCAAAGACUCCAUAGAAGGAGACAUUCACCUUCUAGCAUCCGUCUUGGAAACCAGAUCCCUCGUCCCCAGCUGUUCCGCUCACAAUUCGCGAGGAAAGGGCGGGGUCACCACAGCCUAUGGGACCCUCCACCGCCCAGGGGACGACGAGGUGAAGCAAGAAACGCCGUCGCUGCUCCGAGUCUUGGUGAAACUCGUGGGACCUCGGCUCAUCCUCGGGCUGUUCGCGAAAGCGGUAUCCGAAGGGAUCUUGAUUUUGUGUCCCAUGUUAUUAGGGCUGCUGAUCGAGCAGGUGACCAGCCCCGACGACAACGACAAGCAGGCGAGGUCUGGCUACGUGCUGGCGGUGCUGAUGUUCGUGGUGUACAUGGUCAGGACACUGCUCGCCAGUUUUAGCUACUGGUGUUGCCAACUGGUCGGCAUGCAGCUGAAGACCAUCCUCAUUGCCGCCAUCUACAGAAAGUCGCUGACGAUGAACAGCGCCGCACGGCGACUGGCAGCCAGUGGGGAGAUAACCAACCUCAUGUCUGUCGACUGUCAACGCAUUCAGGACUCCAUGUUCUAUUUCGUCGCUUGGACCACUCCUCUACAGAUAAUCAUUGUUGUCGGUGUCCUUUACGUUUACAUCGGACCCUCAGUCUUCGCCGGCGUCAUCGUGCUACUCCUUCUCUUCCCCCUCAACUCCUACAUCUCAAGUUGGCAAAAGAAACUCAACAUCAGUAACCUCAAGUUCAAAGACAAGAGGCUUAGACUGACCAAUGAUAUGUUGAGUGGAAUGAGGGUGGUAAAGAUGUACGCAUGGGAACCUUCCUUCAAAAAGUUGAUCACAGACUUGAGGAGCGAGGAGACAAAGGUGUUGCUCAGAAUUUCCUACCUGAACAUGUUUAUGAGUGUGUGCAGCUACUUCGCACCUUUUCUGGUAACCCUGGCCACGUUUGCAACAUUUGUGGUUGUCUCCCCUGACAACCACAUGGACGCUCGGCUGGUCUUUGUUACCUUGGCCUUGUUGAACUUGCUGAGAGAUCCCCUUGACCUUCUGGCCAAACUCAUCUCCUUGACUGUUCAGUCUUUGGUGUCAGUGCAAAGGAUCAACAAGUUUCUGUGCUGUGAAGACCUCGACACAGACAGCGUCACCUGUGCUGCCGAUGCAGUCGACGCCAUGUCCAUCAGAAACGGAAAGUUCACGUGGGACAAACACUACGAACCUGUCUUGAAAAACAUCGACAUCAGCGUCGGUGUCGGCAGGCUGGUAGCAGUGGUGGGUCACGUGGGAAGUGGAAAGUCGUCAUUGAUCUCGUCACUUCUUGGAGAAAUAGAAAAAGUGUCAGGGAAAGUAACCAUGAAGAGUUCUGUGGCCUACGUCCCUCAGCAAGCGUGGAUACAACACACAACGCUACGUGACAACGUCCUCUUUGGGAAACUCUUCAACGAACAAAGAUAUCUACAGGUCCUGCGGCAUGCGCACUUGAGCCCGACCUGGCACAAUACUGCUGCUGGAGACAUGACUGAGAUUGGUGAAAGGGGUAUCAACCUGAGUGGGGGUCAGAGGCAGAGAGUGAGUCUGGCCCGCGCCGUGUACAGUGACAGCGACAUCUACCUACUGGACGACCCGCUCAGCGCCGUGGACUCGCACGUGGGCAAACACAUCUUCACCGAGGUCAUUGGCCCCAACGGCUUGCUCCGACACAAGGUCAGGUCACACCAAAGGAGGUACCAGGAGGCACUGCGGGUGCUGGUGACACACGGCAUCCAUGGCUGCCGAUGGUUGACGAGAUCAUCGUGCUGUCCGACCAACGGCAUCUCGGAGAAAGGCAGCUACGACACUCUCAUGUCCCACAACGGACCCUUCGCUCGCUUCCUCAAGCUUCACCUGCAACAGAGGGAGGACUCGGAGGAAGAGGAAGACCCUGAGAUCUCAGCGCUCAUCAGGAAGAUCCGAGAGAACGUGGAGACGGCGACUUCCGAGGGCACAACUUCCGGCGAAGAUGACAACGCAAAAGACUACUCUAGAAGCAGCGGCUUGACGGUUUAUAAACAUAUUGUGCAGCUACACCCAGGUUGUGAAGUUCAGCCGCUGGAAGACGACAACUUGUUGUCCUCGCCACAUCCCACGAAACGCACCUUGCGGCACAACUACAAAGUCAAGAACGACUACUACCGUGAUGGUGUUGGAAUGUUUGGCAUCGGGCAGACCCCCCUCUACGUCCACUUCAGCGAGACCAUCAGGGCGGCGCCACCAUCCGCGCCUACCGAGCGGUCGACCGCUUCAAUCGAGGAGAUACAACGACGGGUGGACAGAAACCAGUCCUUGUACUUCACUAGUCUUAGCGCACACAGGUGGAUGACAAUGAACCUAGAUAUCAUCACAAAUCUUAUCAUUUUCGGUGCUGCCAUCUGUUCCAUUGCCACUCCAGGCAUUGGAGGAGGAACUUUGGGAUUCUCUGUGACUUACGCAAUGCAGAUGUCGGAAUAUAUCAGCUGGAUGGUCCGAAUGAUUACCGACCUUGUGACAAACAUGGUGUCCGUGGAGAGGGUGAGGGAAUACUCACAGCUGGAGUCAGAGGCUCCAUGGACUAACCCUUUGAGACGUCCAGAUCCUUCUUGGCCCGAGAGAGGUCGCCUGAUGUUUAGUGAGUACAGCACGCGCUAUCGACCCGGCCUUGACCUCGUGUUGCGAGACAUCAGCUUCAUUGUUGAGGCUGGUCAGAAGGUUGGUAUCGUUGGAAGGACAGGGGCAGGUAAAUCCUCCCUGACGCUUUCUCUCUUCCGGGUUAUCGAGGCCUGUAACGGCUCCAUCAUCAUCGACGGCGUCAACAUCGCCGACAUCGGGCUCCACGACCUGCGCUCUCGCAUCACCAUCCUUCCACAGGUAACCUCCAGACUAUUGCAACAUGUCGCCAACUGUGAACAUUUUAUUAAAGAGUUGCCAGAAAACCUGAACACCAGGUCGGAGAGGGGACAAAAGCUAAGUGUAGGUCAGCGGCAGUUGGUGUGUCUGGCCAGGUCGCUACUCGCGAACCAAAUCCUGGUCCUGGACGAGGCCACGGCCGCCGUUGACAUGGAGACGGACUCCUCAUCCAGAACACCAUCCGUGAGGCCUUUAGCUCCUGCACCAUCAUCCCAUCGCACACCGCCUAACACCAUCAUGGACUACGACUUUCGUUGUAGAUCCUCGUGCUUGAUGAAGGGCUUGGUGAAGGAGUACGACUCGCCCCACGUGCUUCUUGCGGACAAACAGAGUAUUUUCUACGGCAUGGCCAAGGAUGCAAAUCUUGUGUAA